Mangifera indica (mango) is the source of this 2738-nucleotide messenger RNA. Its product is annotated as pentatricopeptide repeat-containing protein At2g01510, mitochondrial. Gene Ontology annotation, biological process: RNA modification. The coding region runs from base 119 to 1867 and encodes 582 amino acids. Lineage: Eukaryota; Viridiplantae; Streptophyta; Magnoliopsida; Sapindales; Anacardiaceae. Gene Ontology annotation, molecular function: RNA binding; zinc ion binding; protein binding. The record is from RefSeq and is a predicted model, not a curated record. The transcript has 2 exons.
ACAGCAGUCAGCAGAGUGAUUAUGAACUUCAAUUUUUUUUUUUUUCUUAUGCAAUUCUGGCGCCUAGCAAGGCUUAGAAAUUUAACGAAACCAAGUUGAACAAGAAGAAAAAUUUACAAUGUCACGAAUAUCCUUAACUAAACAACUCUUUACGACUCUCCUGCACGCCUGCUCUUCACACCCAAACCAUCUCAAACAAGUCCAUGCACUCAUCCUCACCACAGGCCUUUCCAUCAAGAAUGCGCUCAUCACUCAGCUGUUAACAAAUUUCACGCUUUUGGGCGACAUGAUUUACGCACGUAAACUGUUCAACGAAAUGCACAAACCAAGAAUUUUUCUAUGGAAUACCAUCAUUAAAGGGUAUGUGAAAAACGCAAUCCCUGUUGAAGCUGUCUCCGUUUAUAGUCAAAUGCAUUGUCUAAAUAUCAGCCCUGACGAGUUUACGUAUCCGUUUGUUGUGAAGGCGUGUGGGGAGUUGGGAGAUGUGUGGGCUGGUUUGGCUGUGCAUGGACACGUGGUGAAACACGGGUUAGAGUUUGUUGCAAUGGUCAGGACUGAGUUGGUGAUCAUGUAUGUGAAGUUUGGGGAGGUGGGUUUGGGUGAAUUUUUGUUUGAGAGUACGAUAGAAAGGGAUUUAGUAGCGUGGAAUGCGUUGAUUGCAUCUUGCGUGCAAAUGGGGCAAGCUAGUAAGGGUCUUGCAUGGUUUCAUAGAAUGAGGGAAGUUGGCGUUAAGCCUGAUAAUGUGAGUAUUGUGAGUGCUCUUUCAGCUUGUGGUCAGUUAGGGUGUUUGGAGAUUGGGGAGGAGAUUUAUGAGCUUGCUGUGAAAGAAGGAAUCGAGUGUAAUGUAAUUGUUGAGAAUGCACGUCUUGAUAUGUAUGUGAAAUGUGGUAGUGUUGAGUUGGCAAGGGCUUUGUUUGAGGAAAUGACACACAGGAAUGUUGUUUCAUGGAGUACUAUGAUUGUAGGCUAUGCAAUGAAUGGGGAGAGUGAAAUGGCAUUGGCAUUGUUUACUAGGAUGUGGAACGAGGGAUUGCAUCCGAAUUAUGUCACUUACCUUGGGGUUUUAUCCGCAUGUAGUCAUGCUGGCUUAGUAAGAGAAGGUCAAGUAUAUUUUGACAUCAUGGCUCAAUCAAAUGACAAAAGUAUUCAACCUAGAAAAGAACAUUAUGCUUGCAUGGUUGAUCUUUUUGGCCGAUCAGGACAUCUAGAGGAGGCGUAUAACUUCAUCAAGAGUAUGCCUAUGGAACCAGAUUCAGGAGUUUGGGGGGCUUUAUUGGGUGCUUGUGCAAUACAUAAAAAUGUAAAAUUAGGUCAGCAUGUGGCAGAUUUGCUCUUUGAAGUAGCUCCUGAUAUUGCUUCAUAUCAUGUGUUAUUGUCUAAUAUGUAUGCAGCUGCUGGGAGGUGGGAUUGUGUUGACAAAGUUAGACUUAGGAUGAGAAAUAAAGGCAUUAAGAAAGUUGCUGCAUAUAGCUCUGUCGAAAGUGAUGGCAAAGUGCAUAUUUUCCAUGGAGGAGACAGGUCACAUUCACAAUGCCCUUUCAUAUAUGAGAAACUGGAGGAAUUGCUGAAACAGAUGAAGAGCAUGGGAUACACUCCAAAAAUUGAUUAUGUGUUCCAUGAUGUGGAAACAGAGGAAAAGGAAGCCACACUCAACACUCACAGUGAAAAACUUGCCAUUGCUUUUGGUCUUAUGAAUGUAAGAACUGAGUUACCCAUUAGGGUGAUUAAGAAUUUGAGGGUUUGUGAAGAUUGCCAUACUUUCUCUAAAUUUGUCUCGAAAAUUACCCUGAGAGCUAUCAUCAUGAGAGAUAAGAACCGUUUUCACCAUUUUAGAGGUGGUCUUUGUUCAUGCAAGGAUUUCUGGUGAUUGUAAAUGGUAGUUCCCCAUUUGAAGCCAGAUAAAGAAUUGGAAACCUGUAUUCAUGUUUCCUCAAUCAUGACAAGUGGUUGGGGCUCAAAAGGUAAACUGUAUACAGCAACACAGGCUAACUUCAGUUUUGAACUUCCAUGUGAGACAGAGCAGUCUAAAAAUUGGGCUAUGCUGGAUACACAAUUUGAUAAAAGAAUGUUCAUUAUUGCCUAGUCAAAGUAGCAGACUCGAGCUGUAAUGCCAUUCAAUAGUGGAUUGGGCUUGAACAACAUUAUCUGCCCUUGAAAAAGCCCAUAUAUUUGGAUUCCAUACAAAAGUGCAAGCAGGAAGUUUCUCUAGGUGGUAGAUGAACCAUUAUUAUCCUAAAAUUGUCAAACUUUGAGAAGAUGUUCUUUUUAGUGUCAUACAUUGUCUCUGGAAAAUCCCAAUUUGAUGUCCUGUAUUUGAAGUUCCUCUUAUGCUGGAAGCACUGCAAUACUGCACCCGUGUUACUACCAUCAGGAUUGAAGGUUCUGUAAAAUUGGCACAAGAAACUGCAUCUCUAAAUUUCAGAUGAACUACUACUAUCAAAUGUAUCACCCAGGGGUAACAUAAUGGAUUGCACAAGUCUGCUACUUUUAUAAAGGAGAAGAACAUCAUGUAGUGUUCAAACACCAUAAGUACCAUAAGUUUGGCAUGGCAAGAGAAAAAAAUCAAUGAAUAAAAGCUGAAGUUUAUUUUGGUUGUAUUGAUUAUUAAUCCAUCUGACCUAGACUGUUGUAUUCAAAGAAGUCGAAAUAAAUGUUUGAUUUAAUUGACUCUCUGGUAGACAAUGUUCAAUUUAUUUUGUUUCUCAUUAUCUCUGUAAACGUUGGAAGUGAUUUGUUCA